CACCUGUAAAAGAGACUGAAGUGGGGUUUCUGAGGGUGCUGCGGAUGGUUUCAGAGCUGUGUGUGGGGGGAUACUCCUGAAGAUGAGCUCUGCACAGGCUGAAGACGAGCAGGACUACGAGACGCCCAGCUGCUAUGAGCUGCAGAAACACUUCACACACGGCGGCGUCGCAUACACUCACGUCAACGAGGUCUGGCCUGGUGUCUACAUAGGGAACGAAGAGACGGCGAGGGACCGAUAUAAGCUGCAGACCCUGGGCAUCACACACAUCCUGAACGCGGCGGAGGGCGAGUGGAACAGUGUGGACACCGGCGCUGAAUAUUAUAAAGAUAUGCAGAUUCAUUACUAUGGCGUCACAGCGGAGGACACGCCCACUUUCAACAUCAGCCAAUACUUUUACAGCGCAGCAGAGUACAUCCAGCAGACCCUCAGUGACCCGCACAGUGAGCAAACACUACACU
Danio rerio (zebrafish) is the source of this 461-nucleotide messenger RNA. It is a transcript of the gene dusp29, whose product is annotated as dual specificity phosphatase 29. The record is from RefSeq and is marked validated. Gene Ontology annotation, molecular function: protein tyrosine phosphatase activity; phosphatase activity; hydrolase activity. Gene Ontology annotation, cellular component: cytoplasm; nucleus. Lineage: Eukaryota; Metazoa; Chordata; Actinopteri; Cypriniformes; Danionidae.